CAAAAACUGACACAAAUUGUCAACGACGGCGAUCAUGAUGAACGACAUUGACGAAAACAUGUUGGAAGCACAGUUCGUUACCAAUUACGUGCCUCAAUCCCCAUACGAUGAACAUUUCAAUCGCCAUCAUUAUCAUCACAUGCAUCAUGUGAAAAAAUUACGAGCGAAUCUACCAAAAAAUUCGGUUCGAGUAUUGAAACGCUGGUUGUACGAACACAGAUACAACGCGUAUCCCACCGAUGCUGAGAAGCUACAUCUGGCGCAGGAGUCCAGCCUUACCGUGAUUCAGGUGUGCAAUUGGUUCGUGAACGCGCGAAGAAGACUCCUGCCGGAAAUUAUACGAAGAGAGGGCCUCGAUCCGUUGCACUACAAGAUUUCGCGACGCGGCAGAAGGAUGCGCAUUCCGGACGGCACCACCGAGAACAUAUUAAAUUUGUGCAGAGGAAGGGGCGGUGGCGAUGAUCACGAUGACGAUCUGCAACUGACACAACGGGAACCAGGGGAUGAGUUCUGGCGUACCGGUAUCAGAGAGUUCGGCAAAAUGGAAAUGUUUAAAGGUAGCGAACAGAUGAUGUGGAGAUGUGCCGCGCAUCCGCAGCUUGCGCAUCUACCACAGUUGCCGCCCCCCAAGAUGACGAUGAUGCCGUCGCAGAUGUCCGAGGAAGAAAGGGAGAAGUUUAAUUGUCUCAGAUUGUUGGUUGAAACGGCGGUGGCGGUGAGACAAAGAGAGAAAGAUCGCGUUAACACGUAACAAUCACUUCUCUCUGUAGUUCUUUGCCUUGUAAUUUUACUUUUAUCGUUUUUUGCGUUUUUCCUUUUUUUUCUUUCGAUUUCUAUUACAAUUUCUCCAAUUCAUCAAUUUUCAUGGUGUACAUGAAUUAACUGGUUUUAAAUAAUACUUAUACUGUUUUAUAUGACAUAUUUUUGUAAAUAUUUAGAUUUUAACUAUUCUUUAUUUCACAUACUCACUUGUUAAAUUAAUUUAUUUAUAUAUUUUAUAUAUAUAUAUAUAUAUUCAUCAUUUACCCAUCUUAAUUUUGUUUAUAAGUGUUAACUUAUUUUUAUAUAUUUAUUAUAUUUUAUUAUAUAUU
Messenger RNA from Aethina tumida (small hive beetle), 1091 nucleotides. Its product is annotated as iroquois-class homeodomain protein IRX-4-like. The record is from RefSeq and is a predicted model, not a curated record. The transcript is spliced from 3 exons. Gene Ontology annotation, molecular function: DNA-binding transcription factor activity, RNA polymerase II-specific; RNA polymerase II cis-regulatory region sequence-specific DNA binding. Lineage: Eukaryota; Metazoa; Arthropoda; Insecta; Coleoptera; Nitidulidae. The coding region runs from base 35 to 751 and encodes 238 amino acids. Gene Ontology annotation, biological process: regulation of transcription by RNA polymerase II.